Messenger RNA from Sordaria macrospora k-hell, 1323 nucleotides. RefSeq lists its product as uncharacterized. The record is from RefSeq and is a predicted model, not a curated record. Lineage: Eukaryota; Fungi; Ascomycota; Sordariomycetes; Sordariales; Sordariaceae.
AUGGCUUUCACUUCCUCAGGGACAGGCUCACCGGUACCGUCAUCUCUGUCGGCAAACCCUGAAGGCCAGACCAACGCGUCUAGCGGUACUCAGACCGACACCACAGACACUCAAGGCCAGACCAGCGUGCCUACCCAGACCGACACCGAGACCACAGAUAUCGAGCCCGUCAAUUCCCGCUACAUCAGGUCAUCAGCUCCAUCGCCUUCCCCAACUUUAUCAAGCCUGCCUCCCCCUUCAUUUCCAACCCCCAACUCCACAACCACCCGCCCUAUCAUACAUCCAGGCUUGGAGUUCACCCCAUCCAUUUACUCCCCUCGCCCCUCGCUGCUGACCAGCUCGCCAAGCUCAGCAGAUGCAACGCGCAGUAACUCCCCCAUGGGUGUCGGCCCGACGAGACCAGCGUCGCCAGCGAGAUUGGUAGCGGAAUGUGAACCCAUGCCUUUGGUUUGGGAGAUGCCCAGUUCGCCUGUUUUGGCGCAUGCGGUACCUGUCCCAGUCCCAGCAAGUACGAGGGUGCCUAUCCCCAACACCAACACCAACCCCGACCCCGACCCCGAGCAAGACGCAGAUCGAAGUUCCGAGACCACAACGACAACGACAACGACAACGGCACCCAUAGCCAUGACGACUACACCAACACCAACACCUACAGCCACAACCACUCCUUCUGCUGCCACCACCGAACAACCAGGCCCAGCCCAAGCCGCUCCGAGUUGGGUGUCAUUCCCCCUCCCCCCACUCCCACCACAAACACAAAUAGACACCCACAUCUACAUUCCCAACCAUAACACCACUCCCAACCAAAUCCCCAACCCCAACCCGAUCCCCUCAAACACCAAUAUCCGUUCCCUGCCCAACUACGGCCCCUUUCCCCCCUACGGCCACGGGCUUUUCUUCCCUGAUAGUGACUUACACAGUUACACUGUGACAGAGGGUGAUGGGUAUUGGCCGGCUUGGGGACAUGCAACUGGGCUUGGGCUUGGUGCAGAUGAGGAGGGGGUGGUUAGUGUGAGAGUGGGGAGGUGGGUUUAUCGCUAUCUUUCGAGGCCGUUGGCGGUCGGUUUGGAUCCGGCUGUGAGAAGUAGGGAGGGCGGUGAAGGGAGGAACGGUGAGAGUCGGAGGGAGGCUGAGGAUAGUGGUGGUGGUGGUGGUGGUACUGGUACUGGUACUGGUACUGGUACUGAGACGGAGGGGGUGGAUGGGGAAGGGGUUCAAGGAAUUGGAGAAGUCGAAGGAGUUGAGAGGGAGACCUCGCAUCGUCUUUUGGGGCGUCAUGGUCGCGGCUGGAUCUGGGGAAGGUCUUCACAUGAAAGGUCUUGA